AGAGAGAGAGAGAGAGAGAGAGAGAGAGAGAAUGGAGUCUUCAAACAAACCACACCGGGCUCAUGUGCUAGUCCUCCCUUACCCCGCCCAAGGCCACAUAAACCCUAUGCUCCAAUUCUCCAAGCGCCUCGUCGCCAAAGGCCUCAAAGCCACCCUCGCCCUCACUGUCCACCUCGCCGGGUCCAUGCAUGCCAACCCCUCCUCCCCCAUCUGCCUCGACACCAUCUCUGAUGGCCACGACCUCGGCGGGUCCGCCCAGGCCGAGUCCCACGAGGCCUACCAGACUAGCCUCCGGGUCGUCGGGUCGAGGACCCUGGCCGAGUUGAUCCGGAAGCUCGACCGCUCCGGCCAACGCCUCGACGCGGUCGUCUAUGACGGGUUCCUCCCGUGGGCGCUCGAUGUGGCCAAGCAGUGUGCUAAGCUCGGAGUCGUUUUCUUCACGCAGACCUGCGCGGUAAAUGACAUAUAUUAUCAUGUGCAGCGUGGGUUGCUUCCUCUUCCGCUUUCGGGACCAAGUGUCGAGGUCCCGGGGUUGCCGCCUCUUAAGCCGUCGGAGACUCCGUCAUUCUUGUAUAAGCUGGGGACAUACCCUGCCUUUUACGAUAUGGUGGUGAACCAAUUUACGAACGUGGAUGAUGCUGAUUUUGUUCUCUUUGACACCUUCUAUGAGCUAGAGAAAGAGGUGGUUGACUGGAUGUCCGCCAACUUGUGGCCGCUUAAGACCAUCGGCCCCACCCUCCCCUCCCUCUACCUGGACAACCGCCUCCCCGACGACACCGCCUACGGCGUCAACCUCUUCACCCUGACCACCACCUCCACCGUCUCUUCCUGGCUCCGCCGCCACCCGCCCCGCUCCGUGGUCUAUGUCUCCUUCGGCAGCAUGGCUGGCCUUGACCCCUCCCAGUUCUCCGAGCUCGCCCACGGCCUUGCCCUUGCUGGCUGCCCCUUCCUCUGGAUUGUCCGAUCGUCCGAGCAGCACAAGCUCCCUCGAGAUCUCAUGGACUCGAUCCCCUCCGAGGAAGCCCUGAUCCUCCCGUGGUGCAAUCAGUUGGAGGUCCUUGCGAGUGAAUCAAUCGGAUGCUUCGUCACACACUGUGGGCUCAACUCAGUGAUCGAGGCGAUCUGCUUGGGGGUCCCGAUGGUGGCGAUGCCGCAGUGGACGGACCAGACGACAAACGCCAAGUUCGUGGAGGACGUGUGGAGGGUCGGGGUCAGGGCUAGGGCCGACGAGGCAGGGCUCGUAGGGAGGGAGGAGGUGGAGAGGCGCGUGAGGGAGGUGGUGGGAGGCGGAGAGAGGGGCAGGGAGAUGGCGGAGAGCGCAAGGAUGUGGAUGGCAGCAGCAAAGGCAGCGAUCGGGGAAGGUGGGAGCUCCGACCGGAACAUCGACGAGUUUGUGAAGGAGCUAAUGAGUCGUGCGUCGACAGAGUAGUAGAAGAAUCAAUACAUAAAAUUAAUUCGAGCAUUUACAUUAAAGAAGACAUGGCUUUGAGGUUGGUUAAAACUGCAAUAUGAGUUCAAUCCUCUCUGGUUGAUGGAUAUUGAAUUUACAAGAUGUGUAUAUGGAUGAAACUUUGAUUCGAAUUACACUGAAAAGGAGCAAAUUA
Messenger RNA from Rhodamnia argentea, 1604 nucleotides. Its product is annotated as UDP-glycosyltransferase 74F2-like. The record is from RefSeq and is a predicted model, not a curated record. The transcript is spliced from 2 exons. Gene Ontology annotation, molecular function: UDP-glycosyltransferase activity. NCBI's taxonomy places the organism in Eukaryota, Viridiplantae, Streptophyta, Magnoliopsida, Myrtales, Myrtaceae. Bases 32 to 1429 code for a protein of 465 amino acids.